Molecule: messenger RNA, 1976 nt
Organism: Peromyscus eremicus (cactus mouse)
Lineage: Eukaryota; Metazoa; Chordata; Mammalia; Rodentia; Cricetidae
Gene: Dnajb2
Product: DnaJ heat shock protein family (Hsp40) member B2
Exons: 11
Coding region: 192-1115 (307 amino acids)
Biological process (GO): positive regulation of proteasomal ubiquitin-dependent protein catabolic process; protein refolding
Cellular component (GO): endoplasmic reticulum membrane; cytosol
Molecular function (GO): ATPase activator activity; Hsp70 protein binding
Source: RefSeq, a predicted model, not a curated record
CGGCCCUCUCCAGGUCUCUAGUAGCUUCCGCGGCGCUGACGCAUGCUUGCGCACGCACCCCAGCCUGGCGCGUUGUACGCAGCCACCGCGAGCCGGGCUGCGGGUGCCAGGCGGUUCCCCGGCGCGGGGCAGGGGCGGGACUCCCGGGAGAGGAGCAGCCCGGAGGAGGGCCGCCUGACGGCUGAGUUGCCAUGGCAUCCUACUACGAGAUUCUAGACGUACCGCCGAGUGCGUCUGCUGAUGACAUCAAGAAGGCGUACCGAAAGAAGGCUCUGCAGUGGCACCCCGACAAGAACCCGGAUAAUAAGGAGUUUGCUGAGAAAAAAUUUAAGGAGGUGGCAGAGGCCUAUGAAGUUCUUUCUGACAAGCACAAACGGGAGAUCUAUGACCGCUAUGGCCGGGAAGGGCUGACGGGGGCAGGAACUGUUCCCUCACAACCAGAAACUGGUGGUAUGGGACCUGGCUUCACUUUCACCUUCCGUAGCCCCGAGGAAGUCUUCCGGGAGUUCUUUGGGAAUGGAGACCCUUUCUCGGAGCUCUUUGAUGACUUGGGCCCCUUCUCGGAGCUUCAGAACCGGGGUGCCCGACACACUGGCCCUUUCUUCACCUUCUCUUCCUCCUCUCCUGGCCAAUCUGAUUUCUCGUCGUCUUUCUCCUUCAGUCCUGGGGCUGGUGCUUUUCGCUCUAUCUCUACAUCCACCACCUUUGUGCAAGGACACCGCAUCACCACACGCAGAAUCAUGGAGAACGGGCAGGAGCGGGUCGAGGUGGAGGAGGACGGCCAGCUGAAGUCAGUCUCCAUCAAUGGUGUCCCAGAUGACCUGGCGCUAGGCUUGGAGCUGAGCCGCCGGGAGCAGCAACCUUCAGUCACCCCCAGGUUGGGGGGCACGCAGGUCCAGUCAACCUCGGUCUCCCGUCCCACCGAUAGCGACCUUUCUGAGGACGAGGACCUGCAGCUUGCCAUGGCCUACAGCCUGUCAGAGAUGGAAGCGGCUGGGCAGAAGCCAGCAGCCUGCCCUGGCCAUAGGACUAGGCAGAGAUGUGUUCUGAGCUGGAUAUCCUGGAUACAGAGUUGCUGCAGUUCCAACAGGACAGCGCCCUCCCCAAUGUGCUAGGAGGGAACACUCCAUCCCUCUCCCUCACUUAAUGCUGAGUGUAGGGCUGGGGCCUGGGUGGUGGGUGGGGGACUGAGUGGGAGGCACCCAUAGUCUUAGCCUCUGAACUCUCUCCCCUGGGUGCUUAGCACUGUCUCUUGUGGAUUACAAGUCCCAGAGUGCAAUGCACCAUGGCCUCAUUUCUGAUAGCUCUAAUCCCAGGGGAAGUGGUGCUUGUUUAUAAAGCUGGGCUUCUUGGGAUAUGUAGUUCCAACCUAGCCAGUCUGUCGCUCUUCUCUGACUGGGGAGAGCUUGUCUUUCAUCUUGUCCCUGGCAGAGGUGGUGAGAAUUGUGGAUGAAGGAGAGAGAAAGGACCAGAAAGACCACUAAAGACCUUAGUUCCUCUGACACUUGUUGCUAGACCCAGGCUGGAGUGAGCACACCAGAGUCCUGUAGCAUCUGAGAGGUGGUUUCCCUUGGGCAGCUUGGGGUCUAAGGACUAAGCUAGUAGGGCAGUGGACUGAGUAGGGAUAGCAUGGUCCUGGAAGGCUGAUGGCUGUGGGCUGGCAGAAUGUGGGAGAGAAGGCUGCCUUGGCCGGAGUGUGUAUGGCGAAGAUUGGCAUGCAGAGGGAGUGUUGGACAUACUGCUUGAAUGGCUUUCUUUGGCCUCUGACCUUGCUGCCCAUUCUUUCUUACCAUCAUUCAUCCUCCAUGAGCCACCUGCCCCCCUCCUCCUGCCUGGGGAGUCCAAGCCAGUGAGGGGAUUGGUGGAACGGGCUGUGGCCCGCUUCUGUAAUGCUGAGCCUCUGAGACCCGUCAAAGCCAGACGAACUGAGCUCAGGCUCAGGGAAAAAUGGAAGUCAAUAAAGCUGAGUUUUGAGA